AUGGCAUCUUCAAAUAUUCUAGCUGAAAAAGAUUAUCAAACAAAAGUACUUCAAGCACGUUCGCUGGAUAAUUUUGAUAAAAAUAUUAUUUGUCCAAAUUUUACAUAUGUAUUUUAUACUGAAUUAGAAAUUAACUUAAACUGGAAUUUUCAUGAUCCUAUGGAACAAUGGUAUCUACUUUUUGCAGAAAUUUCUCUACCAAUAUGUUGCGCAAAGAAAAUUAAUGAAAAUAAUCAUACACCAGUGCAAGUAUUUGUCUAUCCGCCUAAUAGAUUAAUUAUAUAUCAUAAUGCAAAAAUAAAAUAUCGCUGUUUAAAUUGCAUAAAUGAGUGGACAUCAGCACGUGGUAGAGCUAUAUUCCAAACAGAGAUUCCGUGUACUAAUAAAUAUAAUUGUUUAUUUGUGAAUUUGUGUACACAAGAAUGCCGAUUAUGUAGAAGAAAUAUUCAACCGUCAUGGUAUUUGUGUGAAACAACUCGAGUUAUGAAAAGCGUAUGUCGAAUUAUAAUUGAACAAUUUUAUUCAAAUCGAAAUUUCCCAUUACCAAUACAUCAAAAUUCUUCCUCAGACGAACGAUUUAUACAACGAGCAAGUCAAACAAAUGGUCGCCAUCACGAAAAUCUAUGUCAAGCAUGUCGUGAAGGUUACUGUUAUGAUUCUCAUCGAAAAUAUCACUGA
This is a messenger RNA of Rotaria socialis, 678 nucleotides long. The record is from the annotation of a GenBank genome assembly. Lineage: Eukaryota; Metazoa; Rotifera; Eurotatoria; Philodinida; Philodinidae.